CUCUAUCCCUCAAACACUUGUAUAAUAUUUGGCGUUGGCCUCCUUAUGCACAUACACGGCGAUUUAAAGGGACAACUCGGUUUCGAGUGGCUUGAGCACAGGCAACAAAGAGAAACAGAGAUGGCGGAUUGGGGGCCAGUUGUAAUAGCAGUGGUGCUAUUUGUGCUGUUGACGCCGGGGCUACUGUUCCAGCUGCCUGGCAAUAGCCGAGUGGUGGAAUUUGCAAACAUGCAGACCAGUGGGGUCUCCAUAUUAGUCCACACCAUCAUCUACUUCGGACUCAUCACCAUCUUCCUUAUUGCCAUUGGUGUUCAUAUCACCACAGGAUGAUUUUAUGCAUCUAUCAAUAACCCCCCCCCCCCCAAUCUCUUGUUUUGCUCUUCCUACUGCUUCUGUAUCAUUUUUUUUUUCAUCUUAAUUUGUUCAUGGACAAGGUAGUAAGAAGGAAAUGGUAUCAUCACCUGUUCAGUAA
This is a messenger RNA of Alnus glutinosa, 472 nucleotides long. RefSeq lists its product as uncharacterized. Bases 46 to 330 code for a protein of 94 amino acids. NCBI's taxonomy places the organism in Eukaryota, Viridiplantae, Streptophyta, Magnoliopsida, Fagales, Betulaceae. The transcript has a single exon. The record is from RefSeq and is a predicted model, not a curated record.